Gavialis gangeticus (Gharial) is the source of this 1534-nucleotide messenger RNA. It is a transcript of the gene CTCFL, whose product is annotated as CCCTC-binding factor like. The coding region runs from base 135 to 1283 and encodes 382 amino acids. The transcript has 9 exons. The record is from RefSeq and is a predicted model, not a curated record. NCBI's taxonomy places the organism in Eukaryota, Metazoa, Chordata, Crocodylia, Gavialidae.
AAGAUGUGACUCCAUCAGAAGAAGCAGAUAUAAAGUAUACAGAGACUUUCAGAGCUCAAACAAAUGCACUUCAGCAGAAGGAAGAAGAAAAGGAGACUUUCAGUUGUGUUCUUUGCACGUUCACCUCUCUCCGAAUGUCGAGCCUUAACCGCCACAUGAAAAUCCAUUCUGAUGAAAAACCCCACCUGUGCCAUCUCUGCCUAAGGGCUUUCCGUACAGUUACUCUCCUGCGUAACCACAUGAACACACAUACAGGGACCAGGCCAUAUAAAUGCAGUGACUGUGACAUGGCAUUUGUGACCAGCGGUGAGCUUGCACGACACAGGCGUUAUAAGCAUACUCUAGAAAAGCCCUUUAAGUGCACACUGUGUAAAUACUGUAGUGUAGAAGCAAGCAAAUUGAAGCGGCACAUCCGCUCACACACAGGAGAGCGUCCUUACCACUGCUCUCUCUGUAGUUAUGCUAGUAAGGAUACCUAUAAGCUGAAAAGACACAUGAUAACUCAUUCAGGUGAAAAACCAUAUCAGUGUUAUGUUUGUCAGGCAAGAUUCACACAAAGUGGCACCAUGAAAAUCCACAUAUUGCAGAAGCAUAGUGAAAAUGUACCAAGACAUCAGUGUCCACAUUGUGAGACAGUUAUUGCAAGGAAAAGUGACUUACGUGUCCACUUACGAAACCUGCAUUCCCACCUGGCUGUGGCCUUGAAGUGCAGUUACUGUGAAGCAGUCUUCCACGAGCGCUACGCUCUCAUUCAGCACAAGAAAACGCAUAGAAACGAGAAGAAAUUCAAAUGUGAUCAGUGCAGCUAUGCGUGCAAGCAGGAACGACAUUUGAUCGUGCAUAAGCGCAUCCACACUGGCGAGAAGCCCUUCAUUUGUCUGUGUUGCAGUAAAUGUUUCCGACAGAAGCAGCUUCUGACUGUUCAUUUCAGGAAAUACCAUGAUUCUGAUUUUAAACCAACAGUUUUUGAGUGUCCUAAGUGUGGCAAGAGCUACUCACGCUGGAGUAACAUGCAUAAGCAUGCUGAAACCUGUGGAUUUACGAGAGCAAACGCUGUUAGAUCCAGCAAAGGAAGCAAGGGUAAAAAGAAGAGAUGUAGGAGCCUAGAAUAUGCUAAGCAAGAAGCUGUUGAUCAGGGAUCAUUCCAAGACGCUUCCAUUAUGAACAUGGAGGAUUGUGGCACUGAGAUUGUUCCUGUCACAUAUGACAUAGAAAUGACUACCCCAAGGGAGCAGAAAACAGAAAUGACAUGUGAAAUGCUCUUCAACACGAUGGACAAAUAAAGCAUGUUCUGGUUUCUCAUUGUUGCUACUGCACAGAAUAGCAGUCUGCAGCCUAGCACAAAGUUUGUAAGCAUGUUUAGGGAACCAAGCUGCACCAGGUACUAGUUUCAAGGUCCUCCUAUCUUUUUUCUACCAUGAUAUACUGCACAUCUUUGAUAGAAGUUGCUAGAAAAUGGUCCUCUAGAGUUGCCAUGUGGUCAAACAUAUUUGCAUGAGUCUUGAGGAAAAAGCACAAAUUUUCCAAUUAACUG